UCAUACAGUCAAAAAAAAAAAAGAAAAAGAAAACUUCCUCCCACCCACACACACGCACUCACAGUCAGUCUCGCUCUGACAAAUGUGAAGAUAGUCAGACGGCAGCAACAGGAUGACUCUGAGAAGACGAUCACACCUAAUGCGAUAAGAUGGAAAUGUGGCCGAAACAGUCAACUCUGAUGCUGCUUACAGUGGCAGUCAUGGUGGUCUCAGGUGGACAAUAUGUGAUUCUGGGGGAAGAACAAAGAAAAGUGGACGUUCCUUUUGGUUCCUCUCUGACUCUGGGCUGCCAUUUGAGCAAGGAGAUGUGCGACCCUCCAGUCCAGCAGUUUCGUCUGCGUUGGUUCUUCAUCCCUUCUGGAUCUACAGACAACGCUGCAUUCAAUAUCCCCAGCAGUACGGAGUCUAACUCCACGUGGCGAGAAAUUAAAAGGAACCAAACCCUAUCGAAUGUUACCCAGAAGAACAGCGGAUGGUAUUUUUGUGAAUUCACUUUGGAGAUUCCCCACAAUAAAGUUAUUGAGAUCAAUGGAACACAAAUAGUUAUUGCAAAGAGCUUAAUGGAAGCCACAGUGUACCCGUCACUAGUGACUAGUAAGCAAGCUAACCCGGCUAACCCAGAAGAGCCCCAAGCCAUUCCCUGGUGGAUGUGGAUCGUGUUGGGGGUGUCGACUUUCAUCGUGAUCGUCCUGCUGGUCAUAUGUGUGAUGUUGAGAAGCGGAAAUCGCAGAAGGAGGGCAGAAGAUCAGAUCUAUGCAAACACUCAUCCUGUGGCCAACAAGCAGCCGUCACCUCGGCCUUCUCUGCCGCUGGACACCCCGAAGAUACGUUCGUCCAACGAUGACUUCUGGACCCCGAAAUCCGACAGGGUAUACGCCAACGGCAAAUGGAAGCAGAAAAAGUGAGGAGGUCAAGGAGCUUUUAACUGUAUAUUUGUACAUUUUAUGUAGAAUCAUUCUUUCAAGUAGAACUCAUUCAGUAAAAAAGCUACAAUAAGCCACAAGGUGGCAGAUGGUGCAUUCUGUAAACUUUUACAGAAAACUGUUAUUUUAUCUUUUCCUAUUUUUUUAAAACUUUAGUGUGUUGCAAGUAAUUUGGUAUCGUAAAUAAGUGCUUAUUUAGUGUUAGUUUUGUAGUGAUGAGACUCAAAUACGUUGUGAAAAAGUAUCUGCUUGUUUUUAUAUUAAAGUUUAAGAUGUUAAACAUGUA
Molecule: messenger RNA, 1209 nt
Organism: Platichthys flesus (European flounder)
Lineage: Eukaryota; Metazoa; Chordata; Actinopteri; Pleuronectiformes; Pleuronectidae
Exons: 5
Coding region: 150-905 (251 amino acids)
Source: RefSeq, a predicted model, not a curated record